AUGGAGCAAAGUACUGCAGGUACCAAGCCUGCAAAGAUUGGAGAAGCAGUGAAGGAGAGAUGGCCAGACAAGGAGAUUGCCAAAGGUGCUAUAUCUGGUCUGAUUGCUAGACAAAACAAAAAGAAGACGACCACGCAAGGCAAGGGCAAAUCUUUGAGAGAGACUUCAUCUGGAACUUUUGUCUCUGCUCGUUUUGAAAUUGGCGAGCCUUCCUUGGCUCUAUCGGCCUCGAUUAGUUCGGAGAGUAAGGAGUCUUCCAAAAUUGUUCCUGGUUCACCAUCUGUUUCUGAGACAUCGCAGCCACAACUGCGUCCAACAACUUCAAUUCAGAAGUCAGGAACACCAAGCGCUUCUCCCCAGAUUACCCCCUUCUCAGCAUUCAAGACUCCCCCACAUCGCUAUUCAUCUCCCACAGCCUCAGAUCUCAACGAAGACAAUGCGACCAAGUCAGAAUGCGGUCUUAGAUCCCAGAAAAAGAACCACUCUAAUGUAUCAGCUCCACGUGAACUUCCAAGCCCUGGAGAUGAAUCUCAGAACCAGGAAAGACGCUCGUCUGCUGCCCAGUUCUUGGAGAGAAUCAUUUCCCUCUCUCCAGGAGAUGGUUGUUCCGGCUCGAAUUUCCUGCGCGCCAGUGAGUCUCCAGACAAGUCAAAUCCAUCUCCUGAGCCUCCGGUUCUGUCGUUGGAUUCUAUAGCAGCCAGAGGUCUUAUCAAGGGCUCCAACCUCUCGUUCUUCUGUGACGGUUCUGGUUCAGACUCAGCUGUUCCGGCACUCAAUACUCCCAACUUUCCGUCCGAAGUCAACCCCAAUCAAAUCGGGGGCUCCAGCGGCUCUUACUCUCCUGCUGUUGGUGAAAAAUUGUAUUCACCUCAACCUCGUCCCGCCACUACAGAGCCUUUCCCUGCUUUUGACAACGAGACUGCAGAUCAUCUUCUCAAUAAAGUCACACCAGCGCCAUCAACAACUUACUUCGACCCCGAUCUUGCAGCUUCGUCUUUCCAAGCCGACGACGCUGCCCCUCAGGCAAACACGAACCUUCGGCUCGAUAAGGACGAACUUGAGACUGUCAUGACAAAUGCCUCAGCUGAAGCUAAGGAGGAGGUAAUUGCCUGCGAAAAGAUCGAAACUGAAGUUCAAAUCACGGCACCUGCUCAAGAGACCGAGACUGAAUUUGUUGAACCUGUUCACGCCGAUCAAAAUCUUGACUCAACUCCUGUUCAGUCUCCACAAAUCGCCAUUUCUAAUCUCGACAUCACGCCUCGUGCUCCGCAGCUCAACCUCCCUGCAUCAAAAGACCUGUCUUCAGUCCGUCCUCCUAAGACCUUCCAACCAAGAAUCUGGUCUACUCCAAAACCCGUCAAGAUGUCGACCUUGUCCAGUACCCUUGGCUCAGAGAUCGUUCACUUCUACGUCGGUCCCAAGCGCAAGGAGUUCAUUAUCCACGGCAAUCCACUCCGUCUCAAGUCCAGUUAUUUCAAGGACUUCAAGUUCACCGUCCACGCUGACACUGGUGAGACCGAGCACUAUCUCCCAGAUGCCGAUUCCACUGCCCUCGAAAUCAUCAUCGACUGGGUGUAUCGUCAAGCUGUGGAGGUCAUCCCCAGCACUCUCCCUAGCGGCUCACUCGAUCACGGUACCGACGAGCACGCUGCCUUUACCAAAGCCAUCAGCCGUGGUAUCGAAGUCUACAUGCUCGCCGCCAAGUUCGGUGUGGUAGAUCUCCAAGACCUUGUCAUGACCGAGCUUGGUAAGGCAUACUAUAGUCACCAAACCUUUCCUUCAUCUGCCAACAUCGCCGCUGUGUACGCCCAAAAUGACUGCAGUUCUCCCUUGCGCAGAUACAUGGCUCGCUCCUAUCAGAUUCUUGCCGAUCUCGAUGAUGGCCAGGUCGAGACAGUGGGCUGGACUGCUCAGGCGAUUGAUAGCAUCAUCUCGGAGGUUCCAGCUAUGUUCAAGGAUUUCCGAGCUCUCAUACGAAAGAGUAAGGGUGAGGAGUCGAAGGAGGUUAGCUUGGACCUGGUUUGCUCCUACCACGCACACGGUGUUGAUGAGGAGUGUUUUUCUAAUGGUCUGAACUUUCGUGGUAAGCCUUCUUUCGUGAACACAUGUCUGGAGAAGCCUUUGGCUGAUGACUCGUAGGUUUGAUCUGUUAGAUUGGUUUUCAGAAGAGUUAUGCGGAAGCCCAGUGACUUCGCAAAGGAUUGGAUGCCUGGGUACCAAUUACUUGGAUUUCCUAUGUCUGAUGCGAGGCUUUCCCCCUUGAAAUCCAUUCGCGUUUCUCGAGACUUCUGUCACUUGACAAUACACUGCACGUCGACAGAACUUUCUUUCCUCAUGUUCCCACUCGUUCAUCACUAGGCUCUGUUGCAAUUCAGCAAACAGUCCAGACCGACCAAAGGCCCAUCCAUAUGAAUGGGAGGAUCCAACACGAGAUCAAAUAUACUUAGGAGGCAAUUCAUGGGUUUGAUGUUUUCUUUCUCCAUUAGGAUCUUCACCUACAAGUUAGA
This is a messenger RNA of Cadophora gregata, 2507 nucleotides long. RefSeq lists its product as uncharacterized. Lineage: Eukaryota; Fungi; Ascomycota; Leotiomycetes; Helotiales; Ploettnerulaceae. Bases 1 to 2139 code for a protein of 712 amino acids. The record is from RefSeq and is a predicted model, not a curated record. The transcript has 3 exons.